Molecule: messenger RNA, 8908 nt
Organism: Cydia pomonella (codling moth)
Lineage: Eukaryota; Metazoa; Arthropoda; Insecta; Lepidoptera; Tortricidae
Product: protein Wnt-5b-like
Exons: 8
Coding region: 3126-4220 (364 amino acids)
Biological process (GO): cell fate commitment; neuron differentiation; canonical Wnt signaling pathway
Cellular component (GO): extracellular region
Molecular function (GO): frizzled binding; cytokine activity
Source: RefSeq, a predicted model, not a curated record
UUUUGUGAUUCGAUUCGAUUCGCCUCGACGCGCCUAUAUUAAUAGCCAGCCUUAAUUCUUAUUUGUAGUGUGUGACGUUCGUUGGAAGACUUGGAAGUGCUCAAGUGACGGGAUUGUUUGAAAAAAAUAUUUCCCUAUACCAAGACGAAGAUUACCCCGGGUACAUUAGACUGAUUCCCCGAGUAAACCAGAAACACUUAUAGUAUUUGAUAUUUAAUAGCUAAUUACUUACUCAUUUAUUUAUGUACUAAAUUCUUUUAAUUUAUUAUACGUAUGUUCUUAUAAUUUAUUAUUAUAUGUGCACUCCCCUGACUGCCACAGGCGGUAUCGGAAUCCUUGGCGUCGACAUCUCGAGUGAAGUCCCUUUCCACGGCCAAAUUAGCCUAAAAAAGCUCGGUGUGCUCAACAGAUCGAAACAGUAUUUCACACCGGCCCACCGUCUACAGCUUUAUAAGGCGCAGUUGCGCCCAUACAUGGAAUUUUUCUCAUUUAUGGGCAGGGGCACCCCAGUACCAACUUCUCCCUCUGGACCGCAUCCAACGAAGAGCGACUCGAAUUGUCGACUGCCAACGUAUUUCGGAUCGGCUUAACUCCUUGGCGCUGCGUAGAGAUUUGGCUUCGCUUUUCUAUCGCAUGUAUAACGGGGAGUGCUCCGAGGAAUUGUUUGGAUUAAUCCCUGCCGCUUCUUUUUGCCGUCGCCCUACGCAACAACAUUUCCAUCCUCACCACUUAGAUGGUUGGCAGUCCUCUACUGUAUUUCUCCGGGAAUUUGUGUCUCGCACAGCUAAACUGUGUAAUGAACUGUCGCUUGCGGUAUUUCCGGUCCGAUCGAUCUUCAAACCUUCAAGAAAAGAGCGUACUCCCAUCUUAAAGGCCGGCAACGCACGUACAACCCCUCUGGUGUUGCAGAUGUCCAUGGGCGACGGUAAUCGAUUACCAUCAGGUGAUCCGUCUGCUCGUUUGCCUCCUCUAUCAUAAAAAAAGGAACAAAUUCUCAUAAUGAACUUACAAAUAAAUGCUCUUCCUGUGAUUCGAGCCACGGGUUUCUUGCUUAGGACUUAGAACUUAGGUUGAGUUAGGGUUAGGAGUUUUUCUCCAAUAUGCUUGGAAAUGUUCACCUUAUUGUAGCAAAAAUUGUACGGGAAGUUCUUCGUUAUGGUCAAACUCAAAUUUAAAAAAUUCAAAACAUUAUUGUCGUGUUUUAGCGGACGGGAAGUUAAGUAUUACUGUAUUAUUCUUUACUUUUUUUAAACAUGCAUGCACUAAGAAAAAUGCAAACAGCCAAUUAAUAUAGCUGCAGGCUGCGUCUACACGACCCGGUCAGCAUUAUUUCAAGCUAUAGGAUAGAGUCGUGUAAGACCUUUGUGUAUGAUCGUGCGAAUACUGACAUAAUGCGAAUAAAAUCAAAUACUAUAUUAAUUUUAUUUUUAAGGAUCUCAUGCGUGCAAAUACAGCUUAAAUUGCACAAUUAUAUUGAAUGAGCGAAUAUUGAAUGGUACUGAAUGGCAGAAUAUUUGUGCCUUUAACUUUUAAAAAAUACUUAAAGAGGGAAAUUGUUUUUGACGUUUUUGAUGUAAAGGUUCGAUUUGAGUGCUGGUUGAUGCUUAUUUUACCUGAUUUCCUCGAAUGUUUGGAGAAACUCAUCCACGAAUUGCCAUUUCCUGGCCUUAGCAAUAAUGUACUAUCUAUUAUGUAAAGCCAUUAAUGUUUUUUUAAAUACAGUUGCUCGUAAAGUGCUACUUUACGUAGCUGUUUAGCGUGCGGAAAGUUGGAUUUCGCGAACUAGUGCUUUUCAUUUUUAUUUUUUUAUUUUUUAUUUGUACUUGUACCAAUUCAUGACUAUCUUAUUUAUGAGUGUUAAUGUUAGUUUACUUUAAAAGUCUCAAUGAAUAUAAAACCUUCUGUUAAUGUAAGAAUAAUAAAAUUAUACAUAUUUUAUUACUUACCUCUUCAUCAUUGUAACACGUUUAUUUUUUAAUAUUGUAAAACCGUUCUUAAUAAGUUGUCUGAUUGGAACGGAAUAGCUGCCGAGGAGGCGUUUUUUCUUACUGCAAGCAUGUUUUAAGUUUCCAAAGGCAACAAUAUUUUUGUUAAUCAAUUUAAAUAUACGAUACGCAAAUAAUCGAAAAUAACGAUGCUUAGGUACCUAAUAAUAGUACCUACAAUGUUUCUGUCUUAUAGAAUAUGCAUAAAAAUCUUGUUGUUUUCUUAUUCUUUCGCAACUGUAUAAAAAAACGUCGUUCGAUGCACGUGCGGAAAUGUUAUCCUUUCCGCACUUGCAUCGAAAUAUAUUCUUUUCAACGAACACUUUUUUCUUUAUUAGGGUGUAGCGUGUUGGCUAUGUGGGGCUUGUUUUUGUCCGUUUACCUGUCAACCUGCUGUCAACGCAGUGGAUCGCCUGUGUAAACUCUACUUAGACUAGACUAAAUGCCGUCAAUAAGCUGCGGUGACCGAUUAACAUCAGGCGGACAGCACGCUCGUUUGCCACCGCUAGUAUAAAAUACGUAAGUAUUGAAUAACAAAAUUAUCUUAAACCUUGAAUGGUUUAACAAUUUAAGACCGUGACCGCGCGGAAUAAACCAGAUCAUCACUCAUAACUUGCUAAAUAAAAAGUAGGUUCAAAAUCAGAUCAAAUCAGACUUACUCACGCAGGCAUGCCAAGUAAAGAGCUUAAAAAACAACCAAGAUAGCUUACAAUCAAGUUCAGACUAAGUUAUACGUACUAUAAUUCGGACCAAACCAGUCUUGUUCUCUCCGCGUUCCGGACCGCACGUCUGUACCUUCCCCAAAAUAUAUCGGGAUGCUCGAAACUUAUUUCGUGUUUUUCUGAGUGGAAAGACGCUCAAGUGUUGAAAAAAAACCGUGUGUCAGAUAUUUUUUCUUUUGGCGGGAAUUGAAAAGUUCGUCGUUUGUUUGUUUAUGGUUUCGGUUACGAACAUUAAAAUCUACAUUAUUAAUCGCUUGACUAUCAAACGUGAUUAUGUUUAAAACGUAAACUAAAGCGAUUGACACAGAGUAACAUAAAAAACAAAGAAAGACUAUGUGAUAAUGUGAAAAAGUGCGACGUAACCUAAAAGUGCGAUGUAGUCGGCCAUUCCGUGCGAUGUGACGGCCAUCUUGUGAACAUGGCGGCGGCUGUCAAGAUGGCUGCGCUGCUGGCGGUGCUGGCGCUGGCGCAGGCGCGGAGGGAGCCGUGGACCAAUGGGAGCUGGUUCAACAUGGGCCUCCUCGAAUUCGAGAAAUGGUCGAACCAGGACCUGUUUUCCGAGAAGUCCCGCCUGUGCGGCAAGCUCCGUGGCCUGACACCAGGUCAACGGCGCGUAUGCCGACGACACCGGGACCAUAUGACCGUGGUUGGAGAUGGUGUCAGACAGGGCAUCAGGGAGUGCCAGUACCAGUUCCAGCAGAGGAGAUGGAACUGCACUAUCAUGAAGGAUGAGACGGUGUUCGGACCUCUCACUGUCAUAGCAUCUCGAGAGACAGCCUUCACGCACGCUAUCAUGGCUGCUGGCGUGUCGCUGUCAGUGUCGCGGGCUUGUCGCGACGGACGACUGGCCAGUUGCGGGUGCAGUCGGGCUGCGAGGCCGAGGUCGCUGCAUUCAGACUGGGUGUGGUGUGGGUGUGGCGACAACUUGGAUUAUGGGUACAAGUUCACCGAAGACUUCGUGGAUAUUCGAGAGAGCGAACGCAAGGUCAAACGAGGCAGCCGAGAGCAGGGCAGACAGCUGAUGAACAGGCAUAACAACGAGGCUGGACGACGGGCAGUGAUCAAGAAAUCCCGCGUAACCUGCAAAUGCCACGGCGUGUCCGGUUCCUGCAGCCUAGUCACCUGCUGGCAGCAACUGGCUUCUUUCCGCGAGAUAGGCGACUACCUCCGCGAUAAGUACGAAGGUGCUACGGAAGUGAAAGUAUCCAGGCGCGGCAAACUGCGACUGAGCGACCCUCGGUACAGACUACCCACAGCCCAGGACCUGGUCUACCUCGAGCCCUCGCCUGACUACUGUGUGAAGAACGACUCAUUGGGUUCCCUCGGCACAUCAGGACGCGAAUGCAACCGCACAUCUGCCGGCAUGGACGGUUGUGCCCUUAUGUGCUGCGGGCGAGGAUAUAACACCAAGAAACUCACGGUCAAGGAGCGCUGCCACUGCAAGUUUCACUGGUGCUGCCGAGUUGAAUGCAACACCUGUAUUAGGACCGUGGAGAUCUAUACUUGCAAGUAGGACAUAUCAACAUAGACUCAGUUGCGUAGACAACAGUGUUGAAAGUUCCGUGGCAUGGUUCUGUGCCCCGGCCGUGCUGCGGGCGCGGCUGUAACACCAAGAAACUCACAGACAUGGAGAAGUACCAUUGCAAGUUCCACUGGUAAAAUUGAGUGUAAAACCUGGAUUAGAAUCGUCAAGGUCUACACUUGCAAGUAGGAUGAGUAAAAAUAGACCUAGUUGCGUAAGCAAUAGUGGCACAAGUUCCGUAGAAUGGUUUGCUUCAGCAGCUUUAGCUUUAUGUGCUGUGGGCGAGGCUAAACACCAAGAAACGUACGGUCGAAGAGCGAUGCCACUGAAAGUCCCAGUGGUACAACAGAUACGAGUGUAACACCUGUGUUGGGACCGUCGAGAUGUCCACCUGCAAAUAGGAUGUGUAACAAUAGACUCAGUUGCAUAAACAACAGUAAUGCGAGUUCCAUGGUAUGGACAACUAGAGACCAGACAAGUAUGCUGUGGGCGAAGCUAGAACAGCAUAAAACUACGGUCAAAGAGCGAUGUCACUGCAAGUUUCAUUGGUGCUGCAGAGACGAGUGCGACACCUGUGUUAGGAUCGUCAAGAUGUACAAUCGGGGACAUUCGCGGUGAACCAGUUCAGAUAAUUUUUGCCUCGAUCCUUAGGAACGAGCUAAACUCCACCUCCCAUACAGAUAAUCAAAUACGAUGCAUUUCGAUUUUUUUUUAUCUUAAUAAUGAAAAGCGUAAUGAAACAGUCAAUAUGUGGUGAGAACAGUUUAUUAGUUGUUGUUGUUGCUUAGGCUAAACUUCGCCUCCCCAUAAAGAUAACCAAUUAGGAUGUAUGUAUGAUUCCUUAUCUUAGUUUGCAAAUGCCGGCCACUACAAAAACAAUGGACGACAGUAAACUUUACCUGAGCUAACCUUUUUUUUGACACCCACUUUUUUAAGUGCCAUACUAUUGGUCAUCACUUUUGUGUUAUCGCCUCACCACCUGCAAAACGCCUAAAAGAUUUUCGCCCUUAAGGUGAUUCACCGCGAAUGUCCCCGAUAGUACACCUGCAAGUAGGAUGUGUAAUAAUAGACUAAGUUGCGUAAGGUAUAGUGACGCUUGUUCCGUGGCAUGGAUGGUUACAGUCUCAUGUGCUGUGGACUAUGUCAUAACACCAAGAAACUCGCACUCAAGGAGAUAUCCUGCAAGUUCUAGUGAUGCUGCAGAGUCGAGUGCAAUACCUGCAUUAGAAGUAUUAGGACUGUGUGAAAGUCUACACAUGUAAAGUACCUAUAGACUGCAUUUUCUCUCGCGUGAUAGAAUUAACAUGAGAAUGUAGCCGUUAAUUAAUAUCAACUGAAUUUAGAACUACAGCUGCAAGUGCUGCAACAGUAGACAGUAGUAACUACAUAAUUACUGGAUGUGUAUGUUUAUAAUGCUCACUAUAUAUAAACCAUGACAAUUUUGAUGGUUUAAUGCCAGUUGUGUUAAAUAUUAGUGUAAAUACGUAAGAUAGUAAUUUAUUUGUAGAAACUUUUUAAAAUAUAAAAUAGUUGUAAAAAUGAAAGGGCUUUCUUGAAGUCAAAAAAGGCUAUUGGGUCAUGCCACGAAUAAUUAACGCAAGUCUCGAUUUCAUAUUUACAUUUAUGAACUAGGGAUGAAAAGUGUAUCUUAUAAAAGUUAUAAAGGUUAUAGUUUGGCCCAGGAUUGUUUCAUUUCAAACAUAGACAGAGAUAAUCAUACUGUCUUCGUCUUACGCUAGUACUAGCAUCCAAAAGAAAUGGAUUAGUAUAUAGUUUUCUUUGUUCUUACUUACUGACAACUUGAGUUUUCCAGCAGACUAUAUUAAAUUAGCACUUAAAUUUGCAUCAUUAAUUAAAAUGAUGACUCGCGUUACUCUUGCUGUUUAUUCUACCCUAGUUACCAUGGUUAGUAAGUAACCGUAGCUUUUGGUAUUUAGCUUCUUCAAGUGAAAGGUAUGAUCUGUAGGUAAUUAAAAAUAAAAAUAAAGAGGCUCAAUAUUAGUUGUAAGGGUUUAAAGAAUAGUCUCAAGCAGCCCAUCAUGCAAGGAAAGAAAAUAGAAGCGAUUUUUUUGUUUGUUUUAAAAUCGAACAAUAUAUAACCAAUUAAAGCUUGACCAGUUAUAUAUGAUCACGCGCCAUAUUGCGGAAUUUCAUUGGAACUAAAUUUUUCAUACUAAACUGAACUGUCACCCUAUGAGAAUAACAGCGCCCUCUUGACAAUGAUCAUAUAUACUAUCUGGUCGGGCUUUACCUUUGUUCCAUUUGAUAAUGUAUAUUUACAUUUCAUGGGAGGUACAGUCGACGUCAAAGAUAUAUUACUUUCGCACUUUUACAAGUACAUGCGGCCCACACCAAUUUUGGUGACGCCUGCUCGUGCUUGCGCCACCUUGCGGUCAUAUCUGUCGUAAUAGACGCGUUUUGUAUAGAGAGUGAACCUUCUGUACGCAGUACUAUUAUUUAUUCUGUGACCGUAUUUCUUUGUAAUAAGGCGAAAUAUUGACGUCGACUGUAACUAAUUUGUACUAGUAUAAGGACGGUGGGAUGCUAGAGGAUAGAUAUCGAUAAAAAAUAUGAACAUGUUCGUGUAUACCAAAUAUGGUAAAUUUUCAUAAUAAAUUGAUACUUACUCGUAAAAUUGAGCAACGAGCGUAGCGGGUGGUACCGGGCAGGGACUGCAUAACCGAAAAAUAACGAUACCUUUAUAUAACGGUAUGACGUCAUACCGGUUUAAUCCGAACCGUUUAGGUAGCCGAAUAAAUUUAUUUCCCUACCGGUAAAUAACGGUACCGUUAUUUUGUCGGGUAUCUUAACCGCUUUCAUAAAGGUACCCUAUCACCUUAGGCGUCGUUGCCAAGCCGCCCGCACCUUGCGCAAACUUGGUUCCUAUUGGAUAAAGCUGUCCAUAUAAAUGUAAGCCCGUAAGUCCUUUGAUUUUAUUUAAUACUAUCAGUGUGGCUAUAAUACCGGUUAAGGUAUAUACCGGAAAAAAUACUGGUACCGUUAUUUUAAAACGAUAGCGAUACCUUUAUAUCGGAGUCGCGCAGCCUAACUGGUAUAAUGUAUCGGUAUCGUAAUUUUAUUCCGCUACAAUACCGUUAUACCGUUACCGAAAUCAGUCCCUGGUACCGGGUUAACCCGCCAACUUUUGAGUGGUUCAAGAAGCGGAAUCUUGAGUGGCUGCUAGGGUUUAAAGGCACGAGAAGCAAAAUAAUUUUCCUACCUGCUAUAACAUAAUCUGUCAUUUAAGAAUAGCUUAUAUUCUAUGUUAACCAUUAAUAAGUACUCAAAGUGAUCUAGAAAUAAGUGGUCUUUGUACUGAAAGUAAUAUUUUUAUCAUACAAGCUCGGAAAUGCUCUCUUUGUUCUUUAAUAACAGAUUCUUUGUAUAUUUUGGAUUGAGAGUUUCUUUACGUUUAGCUGUCGAAUGGAUUUCCAAGUGAUGGUUUCGAAUGAUAAAUAUUAAAAUAGCAUCUUCAUCACACUUGCUCGAAAAAGAUCUUAUUUCUUACAGGUGUACUGAAGGACAAAUGCUUACAUUGUUUCCGCGAGAGCGGCGGGAGAUAUGGAUUGUAAAAAAAAACUAUAACGCCCUAGGGAGUUACUUUUUUUUAAAUUAUGUCACUAAUUCAUACAAACUAAGUAGCGAAAAUGAGUUUUACUUAUAAAAUAAUGCCGUUAAUAAUUUAAUAUGUUUGUUUAAGUUAAAAUAUAUUUAAUUUGAUAAUUUUAAUAGCCGUUUAAAAUACUUUUACAUCAUUUUCAAUCGUGGCUGAAUGCCGAAUAGGUCUUUGCCUUCGAUGCCUAACCUACACUAUGGUGGACAAAUGUAUUAUAUGUUACCGUAUUUAAGAAUAAUUCCGCUUAAAAUUUAGUUUUUCCUUCGCAAGUGUGAUGAAAAACAUUGUGUGUAACUCCGGGGGUAAGAAUAUUGCAAACUCGGGUUUUUAAUCCCUCGCUUCCAAAGUUUCACUUACCCGCCUUGUUGCACAAUGUACUAUAAUGAAAACAAAAAAUAUUACUUUACUAAUCCGCAAAAGAUAACGUGCUAGUCAAUCAGUGCUAACCCGUUAUACUUACUUGCGUAUUUUUACAUGCAAUUAAUGUUCCCACCGCACCACCCGAAAAAAUAAAUACGCAAAUAAAUAUAACAACCCACCACCAAAAGUACAAAACUCAACUAUGAGUUGCGUAUUUAUUUUUGCGGUCGGACAGUGAAAACAUUAAUUGCAUGUAAAAAUACGCAAGUAAGUAGGUAUAACGGGUUAUCAUUGAUUGACUAGCACGUUAUCUUUUCGAGGAAAUAAAAUUGUUUUUCAUUAGUGGCAGAGUGCGCUGCCUCGGCCGAGGCACGUCUACAUUGGCCGUUUGCCGCGCGAGAGAAUUGCCUCGCGACGCUGCUCGCUCUGUGUGGACCCGCCUAUUCAGCAGCAAAGUUUGUUUAACCCUAGUGCCUUGUACCCUGGCAACACUUAAGAUUCUCUUGAUGGGCCUCAAUAUUAGCACAAGGGGCUAAACAAUACAAUUUUACCUCUUGAAAUACUAGUAGGUAACUAUGUAUUUAUAGAGACUUGUUAAAAAUCGUACUAUGACUGUAUCUACUUACCUAUCAAGUAAUUGAUUAUUCUUUAUUUCAAUAAAUUAUCUAAUAAUAAAAGGUUACAAUCCCUUGCUGAAUUUAAA